This is a messenger RNA of Fusarium vanettenii 77-13-4, 2211 nucleotides long. RefSeq lists its product as uncharacterized. Gene Ontology annotation, cellular component: phagophore assembly site. Gene Ontology annotation, biological process: autophagosome assembly. The record is from RefSeq and is a predicted model, not a curated record. The transcript has 10 exons. Bases 1 to 2211 code for a protein of 736 amino acids. NCBI's taxonomy places the organism in Eukaryota, Fungi, Ascomycota, Sordariomycetes, Hypocreales, Nectriaceae.
AUGGCUGAGCCGACAUACACCGUAUUCGUUCGGGUGCCCAUGCCCCGGGGUGACUUUGUUGAUCCUCCCCCAGUGAACUGGGACUCCAACAAGGACGAGGCUCUAUGGAAGAUCCUAUCUGGAGCUGCGAAAACGGAGAUUGACUGUCAUCUUGGUUUGUCAACUGUCGUGCAGCUGAUGCUCAUCCGAAUUCACGGCACCGGGACCCCGCUGAAUGCGUCGAUACGACCAGUCAUCUCACGGAAUCCAUCAACGAAUACAACAGUCCUGCGGGACAUGACGGGAGGUUCGGCGUCGCCCCGGCCGGGAAUGGGCAUAGCAUCAACACGAACCGGCGAACGACGACGUCUGACAUCACUGCCCAUCUCAAACGUACCUAAGUCGCCGGAGAGAGUGGCGCAGCCAGAUCCAUCACCAGACGAACAAAGCGCGUCGCCCGGGCCAGCAGAUGAUAGCUCGACCAUGUCAUCUGAGGAUGAAUCCAGCCCUGCACAGUCUCGAAUUAUUCGUCGGCCUCCUCGAUUCCAGCAGAACGAUGGAGGAGCGUAUGAAGAUGAUGACGACGACGAGUCAGAGCCUGCUUUUCAACCCUACACAGCCCCGUCAAACCAGACCUCUGCCCAGGACCUUGGCUCAACACUGCGGGAAGAUGGGCGGGGCUCAGGCAAACGAUUCACAAAGAAACAUGGAAAGGAGGCCAUCCACCAGUCUCAAACAUCCGACUCUUCGGCUAGCUCUGCUGCAAUGGUCCAUCGGCCAGGCAAGUCGCGGGAGCAGCGGACACCCGGGCCCCUUUCACCACGCCGAGCAGCGGAGCUGGCUGGCCACAGUCCAGGCAACAAGAGCAGGGGAUACUCCCGUGAAGGCAGCGACGGAACGCCCAGCAUGGGUAGCAGUUUUAGUGAUCUUGAUGGUAGGAACUUCCACACUCAUCAUAACCUCUUCAACUCAACUCAACUCCACCUCUCCUCCCUUCUAACUCGACCUUCUUUCUUACUUCCACAUCGCCAAAGCUUCACAUACCAUGUUUCGCCGAUGUUGGCCUUGGAUGAGAUCCGUUCCAUCGAGAACCCCGACUGCUACUACAAGUUCUUUAUCAGCAAGAACAUGCGCGUCAACGAACGCCAGCGCUUCCACUUCAACGGUGCGAUGCAGGACAUCAUUCACGAUCGCUUGAUGAAAAAAGGUCUCUUGAGAAUCCCGCUCGGCACAGACGAGAAGCACUGUCCUAUCUUCAUCUCGCCCAAAACCACCGUCGCAGCGCGCAUCAUUGUCAUUUUGGGUGAACCAAUUCAGAAUGUCGGCAUGCUCGCCGGCCGCGUCGCCAGCGGUCCUGGAGGUCUUACAAAGGGCAGCAUUCUCUCCGUCGUCCGGGCCAUCGCCAAGCAAAAGGGCAACCUAAAGGCCCAAUGCCCUCCAUCUAUUGUGCUCGCAAACAUGGGAGAGCGACACUGGUGGCCCGAGGGAAAGCGCUCCAUCACAGUCGCAGACAGCACCGACAUUCCUCUGCCGAGUUUGGUGCACACUGGGCGCAAGUACAUCAAGGAGCUCAACGAGAUCCCCGGGAGUGAGACUGCCGCCGCGCACAUGGCGACCGUCUUCAAGAACAUUGCCGAGUGGAACAAGCAUGCUAAAAUCGAUGUCAUUGCUAUUGGGGAGAGCUGUGAAGUUGCGCUCAAGUUCUUUGAGGACAAGGAGAAUUGGGAGAAAUGGGGGGGUCGGAUGGGUGGCAUGCUCAUGUUUGGCACCCGCACUCGUGCCUACCUUGUCUCCCCUGAGCCUCUCGACACUCCCCUGGCCACGGCCCGAGGCAACCCAUCCCUCUCGAUCGAACCUCUGGGUUGCCCCUGUUUGUCUUCUGGAGAGCCACACUACGUCGAGCUCAUUGCCAUCAAAGCUCUUGAGCCUGCUCUCGCCUACCUCCAGGAAAUUGCCCUCACAAAGGGCUUUGUUAACCCCGAAAUGGCCGUGGCCGAGAGACCUCCCACCGACUUUACCGACGAGGACUGGAGCAAGUUGCCUGAAGAGAACAAGCCCGGCGUCGUCACCCUGGAUCAGGAAGAGAUGAAGAAACGGAUCAAGGAGCUGAGACGCUGGAAGAAGUUUGAAGAGACUGGUCAAGCCCCUGACUGGGACUCUGAUGACGAGGAGGAGGAGGAACUCCCACAGGGCUCAGGUAAAGAAGGUUGGCGUGAGGGCGACGCGUGGUAA